Microthlaspi erraticum is the source of this 1941-nucleotide messenger RNA. Lineage: Eukaryota; Viridiplantae; Streptophyta; Magnoliopsida; Brassicales; Brassicaceae. The record is from the annotation of a GenBank genome assembly.
AUGGCCGACGUCGUUCAGUACCGCCUCGAGCGGAUGGUUGAUGAGCUUGACGAUCUAGAACGUAAAGGAAUCUUCACGCGUUCAGAGAUUGCAGAGAUUGUGAAGCAGCGGCGCAAGUUCGAGUACCGGCUAAAGCGUCCGAGCCCGCUCAAACAGGAUUUUAUAGCCUAUGUCGACUACGAGUCUCAGCUCGAUGAGCUCCGGCGCUUACGGAAGAAGGCGACGUCGGUUCAGUCUGAUGAGAAGAAGACUAAGAAGAAGAAAUCGGUUUCCGAUUUCGCCGGUGUGGCUAAGAUUGUGGAGAUUUAUAGGUUAGCGACGAUGAGGUUUAAAGGGGAUAUCAAUUUGUGGUUUAGGUAUCUCGAGUUCUGCAGAGAGAAGAGGAAUGGGAGAAUGAAAAAGGUAUUGGCUCAAGUUAUAAGAUUUCACCCGAAAGUGGCUGCGGUGUGGAUAUAUGCUGCGGCUUGGGAAUUUGAUAAGAACUUGAAUGUUGCUGCAGCUCGUGCUCUUAUGCAGAAUGGCUUGAGAGUGUGUCCAAACUCUGAGGAUUUGUGGGUUGAGUAUCUGCGAAUGGAGCUGACUUAUCUAAAUAAGCUGAAAACUCGUAGAGUUGCUCUUGGUGAAGGUAAAGGAAGUUUGGUGCGUGACGAGAAAACCGUGGAGGAAGAGAAAUGGAAGGGUGAGAAUAAAGAGCUGUUUAUGUCGCUAGAUGAGAAAGUAGAGAAUGGCGGCGACUCUGAUGUUGAAGAUGGUGAGGAUGCGAAUGAGGAAGAUGAUAUCUUUCGGGAAAAGGGGUCUAAUGUUCUUCAGGCUAUUUAUAGUGGAGCCACUGAGGCUCUUCCAUCUAGCUUUGAGUUGAGGAAGCGUUUUCUGGAGAUUCUGGAGGCGACAGAGUUGGCUCAUUCAGAUGAAAUCCGCAAUACGAUUUUAAGUGACCUGAAGCGUGAAUUUUCCAAGGACCCUGAAUACUGGAAUUGGCUUGCAAGACAUGAAAUGAGCAAAGAGACGAGCGUAGAGUUUGCAAGUCCUCAAAUGCAAAAGGCUAUUCAGGUUUUUGAAGAGGGCGUACAAACUGUUACUUCAAGUUCUAUGUUUGAUAUGUAUAUAAAGUUUUUGAUGGAGGCUAUUGCAGAGUCGAAUGACGACGCUGAUGAAACUUCCCCUGCGUCUAAUCCGACCGGGGAGUGCAUUUCCCAUCUGAUAAAUGUGUACGAAAAGGCUGACGAAACUGAGUGUUUGACGGAGGAGCUUGCUAAUGAAUAUGUGUCUCUGUACUUGAAACUGGGAAGGACAGAUGAAGCUGAGAAGCUAGCAGAAAAGCUUUGCUCUGGAAGAUUUGCGGGAUCAGCUAAGUUAUGGUUUUCAAGAGUUACCAUUGAAACAAGAUCACUUUCAAAGAACUCCACUCCUAGUAAAGCAGAGUUGAAGUCAGUCUUUGAGCUCCUUUCAAAUGCUUUGAAGAAAGUACCGAUCUCAGAAUCUGAGAGCUUGUGGCUUAUGGCGUUUGAGUUCUUUGGUCAGCAAAGAACUUAUUUUGACAAGCUUGUAGAGAUGUCCAUCCUAUCGGUAGCCAAAGGCAAUAAAGGGAGCGACCAUGCGUUUUCUCUCGCUUCCGCAGUGGUGAAAUUUGUUCUCCAAACAAAAGGGAGCCAAAGUGCGAGGGAGAUAUACAAGAGGUUCUUGGCUCUUCCCCGUCCCGGUCUUGCUCUAUACAAAGAUUGCAUUGAAAUAGAGACAUCACUAGGUGAUAAAGAUAGUCUCAGGAAUGCCCGGAAGCUAUACGAUUCUGCUGUUGCAAGUUACAGUCAAGACGUGGAGCUGUGGAAGGAUUAUUACUCGUUGGAGAUAAAGAUGGGAACGUCAGAGACAGCCAAUGGUGUGUAUUGGCGCGCGAGAAAGACUCUGAAUGAGUCGGCGGAUUUCAUAGUUGGAUCUGAUUAA